GUUCGCUUAGUUAUUCCCUUUGGAACGUUCAAUCCAAACGGUUGUGUUGGGGUUUGUUCUCGCUUCGUAAUAUCAGCAUUCAACAAGUGGAUUUAAAAAAAGAUACUUAUAAUAAUAAUGGCUAGCACAAAGUUCUUGACGCUUAACAAUGGUGAGAAAAUGCCCGUCAUUGGCAUUGGCACCUGGCAGUCAUCUGAUGAGGAAAUCGAAACCGCAAUCGAUGUCGCCCUGUCGGCGGGCUAUAGACACAUAGAUACAGCCCCGGUCUAUGGCAACGAGAAGGCAAUUGGACGUGUGCUCAAGCGUUGGCUGGACGCUGGUAAAGUGAAGCGUGAGGAUCUCUACAUUGUAACAAAACUGCCACCCAUUGCGAAUCGUCCACAUGAAGUGGAGCCCACUAUCAAGCAAUCGCUGGCCGAUCUGCAGCUGGACUAUGUGGACAUGUAUCUAGUGCAUACGCCUUUCACGCUAUUCAUCAAUCCCGACGGCAGCUUUCAGUUCGAUGAUGAGGGCCGCGUUAAGGUUGACAAGUCAACGGAUCAUGUUGCCGUCUGGGCCGAAAUGGAGAAGCUGGUUGCAAGUGGCUUGGCCAAAUCCAUUGGCGUUUCCAACUUUAGCAAGGAGCAAGUGGCACGCCUGCUAAAGAAUUGCAAAAUACGUCCAGCCAACAAUCAGAUCGAGCAUCAUGUCUACCUGCAGCAACGGGAUCUGGUGGACUUCUGCAAGGCCGAGAAUGUUGCCAUUACGGCCUACUCGCCGCUCGGCUCCAAGGGCAUUGCUAAGUUUAAUGCGGCCGCUGGAGUACAGCGUGACUUGCCCGAUCUGAUGGAUAUACCUGAGGUAAAGCAGAUUGCCGAAGCACAUAAGAAGACUCCAGCUCAGGUGCUGCUGCGCUGGAUCAUUGACACGGGCGUUGUGGCCAUACCGAAGAGCACGAAUGAAUCGCGCCUUAAGCAAAAUUUGGACGUCUUCGACUUUGAGCUGAGCGCCGAGGAGGUGGCCAAAUUGUGCGCCUUGGAUAAGAACAUACGCAUCUGCGACUUCUCCUUCUUCCGCGGUGUGGAACAGCAUCCGGAGUUUACUUUCAAGAAUCAGUUCACCGAUUAAACCAUUAUAAACAUGAAAACAUUUUAUAUAUUUUGUACUCCACAUAACAAUAAAAGAGGAAAAAAACUAUACAAAUUU
This is a messenger RNA of Drosophila hydei, 1185 nucleotides long. RefSeq names its product aldo-keto reductase family 1 member A1. The transcript is spliced from 4 exons. The record is from RefSeq and is a predicted model, not a curated record. The coding region runs from base 118 to 1107 and encodes 329 amino acids. Gene Ontology annotation, molecular function: aldose reductase (NADPH) activity. NCBI's taxonomy places the organism in Eukaryota, Metazoa, Arthropoda, Insecta, Diptera, Drosophilidae. Gene Ontology annotation, cellular component: cytosol.